AUGACUUCUCGAGCACAAAAGGUGCCCACUUCUCCAGUUCGCCUGAUAAACCGCACCGUACGGUUCACUUCAAAUAUCUCCCCCAUGCCAGCAGCAAGAAUGGCUCACCGGGUCUCACGCCGAGACUCAUGGCCGCCAACCAUGAUGCGUCUGCACCCGAGCAUCGAGUCCGAGGACGCGGCGAUGGAUGUCGACUCCAACCAACACGACCUAACCCUGGAGGAUGAUGAUCCCAUCAACUACUUCCUCACUCCCACGCCCCUUCUUGACGAUGGUGACACCGACGACGACAUGGACUCGAUGGAUCUGGAGAUGGACAUGUUCGAUGCGGGCAUCGAAGACUCCCUGCACCCUCAGCCAGCCAUCCGGAGCAUCAGCCCGUCCGACUUGACCGGCCCAACCCGGCCACCGUCCUCACUGCCCAAGAUGUUCCCCCUACCCAUCCGAUCCCCGACCCCUCCCAAGGCGAGAACCGGCUCCAGGUCACCGCCCUCGAGGAACUCCCCCGAGGCCCUGACCCCUAGCAUGGACGCCGAUGACGAUGAUGAGGACUACGUCCGCUUCACCCCGGGCGGCAGUCUCGCCCCGCUCAGCCUCUACAACAACUUCGCGAGCUCCAAGUCCAAGGGUGCCAGCCGCAAGGCCGCCGCCAACAAGGCUAGGGCGCAAGAUACACUGGACAAGAACGACAGGGUGGGCAUGAUGAUGACGCACGGCCCCUCGGUUUCCUCCACCAACCUCCUCCUUUCGCCGGACGCUUUCCACGUGGGCCGGCCCCCGACAGCGCCCACCACGCGCGGGAGGUCGACCACCGCAGCUGGCGGGAGGGGUCGGCCCCGGCUCGUCCAGCGACCUCGCAGCUGGUCCGGCCCCAUCCACGCUGGACACUUUGGCGGUGUCGAUAACAACCGCCUUUCGCCGCGGGCAUGGCGCGAGCCUAGCCCCGACGUCUGGUCGAUCGAGGAGGACCCCGAGGCCGAGAUGAUGAGCGAGUUUGGCGAGGGGAGCGUCGAGGUUGACACCCUCGGCCACAAGACUGGGGUGAUGACCCCCGGUAGCGACAAGGCGGGGAAGAAGGUGCGCUUUGCGCUGCCUGUCACGGAGAUUCCUUGA
Messenger RNA from Diaporthe batatas, 1113 nucleotides. RefSeq lists its product as uncharacterized. Bases 1 to 1113 code for a protein of 370 amino acids. The record is from RefSeq and is a predicted model, not a curated record. The transcript has a single exon. NCBI's taxonomy places the organism in Eukaryota, Fungi, Ascomycota, Sordariomycetes, Diaporthales, Diaporthaceae.